Messenger RNA from Myxocyprinus asiaticus (Chinese sucker), 2420 nucleotides. RefSeq names its product coiled-coil domain containing 51 (gene ccdc51). The record is from RefSeq and is a predicted model, not a curated record. Gene Ontology annotation, biological process: DNA catabolic process. NCBI's taxonomy places the organism in Eukaryota, Metazoa, Chordata, Actinopteri, Cypriniformes, Catostomidae. Gene Ontology annotation, molecular function: DNA nuclease activity. Bases 87 to 2174 code for a protein of 695 amino acids. The transcript is spliced from 12 exons.
UGUUGCUGUUUUGUUGUAUGAAGCACUACAGUUUCUUUAUCCCUUGUGGUUUCUUCAGUGCAACCUUGGACCAGUGAUUGUGCAAAAUGAAGGUCGCUUCUUUCAACAUUCAGAAAUUUGGUAAAACAAAACUCUCUGAUCCAUUCGUGCUGAAAACCCUGGUUAAGAUAGUGUCACGUUAUGACAUCAUUGUUAUUCUUGAGGUGGUGGAUUCCAGCGGAGAUGCUGUGGAUAAGUUUCUUGAAAAGCUCAAUGGGUCUAACAAAUCAAACCAUUACACCAAAAAGAUCAGCACACGCCUGGGACGAGGAAAUUACAAGGAACAAUUUAUGUUCCUUUACAGGGACAACCUGGUGGACUUGGUUGGGUCUUACCAAUACGCAGACAAUCAGCCUGGAGACGAGGAUGCAUUCGCCAGGGAACCCUACGUUCUGAGAUUCAAAUGUCAUGGAACAGUUAUGAAAGAUUUGGUGCUCAUACCUGUCCACACAAAGCCUGAGGAUUCAGUAAAGGAACUGGAUGAACUGUACGAUGUGUUUGAAGAUGUGAAGAAGAAAUGGAAGACUGAUAACAUCAUGAUUUUGGGAGACUUCAAUGCAGAUGGCAGUUACGUGUCUAAAAAGGAAAUGCAGAAAAUCCGCAUCCGGAGUGACAAAAACUUCCACUGGCUGAUCGAUGAUGAUGAAGACACAACGGCUAACACCAAAAACGAUAAUACUUAUGACCGGAUUGUGGUGUAUGGAGAUGAUAUGUUGGACGCUGUUGUUCCAAAUUCUGCAACACCGUUCAACUUCCAGAAGGCCUACAAAAUAAAAGACGAGGAUGCGCUGAAAGUGAGUGAUCACUACCCAGUAGAGGUGGAACUCAAGCAACUGCAAAAACGCAAACGUAAAUGGUCUUCAAUGAAGUUCAGACGGAACACUGUAUUUCCAAGCAGCUAUGCCACAUGUCUCUACCGGCACCAGGUGUCUGGCCCGGUCCAGUGGAACCUCCACAGAACUUACUGCACCCAGCAGCAGAGCCCAAAAGAUGAGCAGAGUAAAAUGACUGCUGUUAAAGAGCGUACAGCAUCUGCGUUAACAUAUGCAGGAGAACUGGGGCGACAGUGGGGACGGAACUCUGUUAGAACCGCAACAGCGACCGUCAACUACUGGUGGGGGAAGUACGAGGAGUUUGUUGGACUUAAUGAAGUCCGAGAUGCUCAGUCCCAGGUCACUGAGGGGGAGAAGGCCUUCAUGAUCGCCAGAGGAAUCGUAAGAGAAGCUCACGGCAGUCUAGAAGCUCUGCAGGUUCGUCUGAAGGAAGUGAGGGACCGUCUUGACCGCGUGUCACGAGAGGAGGCACAUUACCUGGAGUUAGCCACUCUGGAACACAAGUUGCUACAGGAAGAACGACGUCUCAGAACGGCAUAUGAGAACGCAGAAGAAGCAGAGCGAGAGAAGUUUGCCCUCUUUUCCGCUGCUGUUCGCGAGAGCCAUGAAAAAGAGAGGACCAGGGCAGAGCGCACCAAGAACUGGUCCAUCAUCGGCUCUGUGCUGGGCACUGUUAUUGGUGUGAUGGGCUCCACUUACGUCAACAGGGUGCGCUUGCAGGAACUUAAAAGCUUGUUGCUGGAGGCCCAGAAGGGACCAGUGAGUCUUCAAGAAGCUAUCAAGAUCCAAGCCAGCAUGCACAAAACCCAACAAGAUGAACUCGGCAACCUCAUCGAAUCACUCAGGGCGGCUGUUAAAGGCGGUGUAGAAGACGUUAAAGCGGUCAAGCCAGCAUUCGCCCCGCCACGGACGCCAGCCUUCCCUGUAGUCCCACCUUCUACACCCAGUGUCUCAGAAGAAGCUAUCAAAGAGAUUCUACAACACAGCCAAAGAGCUCAAGGGCUCAUUGAAGACCUUAAACCACAGCUGGAGCACCUGGAGGAGAAUGUAGGGAAAGUUGAGACUGAGCUGCAAGCUGUGAAGAUGUCCCUGCAGUCUCGUCCCGUGGAGAAACCAGUCAUUCAAACCCGAGACACGAAGCUCUUAGUGUGUGAUACUGAGAUAGUCAUCCAAGGCCUUGAUGAAACAGAGAAAAGACUUGAGGCGCAGAUUAACAAGACAAGUCUAUACAAUACAGUCCUGACAUGUGCUGCAUUUGCAGUGACCGUGCCAGUUUUGUUCGUAAUGUUGAGAGGUUCUUGAAAAGUUAUAAUAAAGUGUGCACUUUCUGGGGCCAUUUAAUAGACUAGAGAAUCUGAAAUAGAAAAUGUUAUAACUUGUACAAAUGUUGUCCAAGAUUAUUCAAACACUGUUAUAAAAGAUUAAUUAAAAUUGUCUCUACCAAGUAUAAUUGUUUUAAUAUUUUUUAUGUUUAAUUCUUAGUGAAGAACACUAAAAUAUAAUAGAUCUUAAACAUUUGUCGCAAAUUGGCCCCACCUAGAGGUUACG